AUGACUGUCGAUGACCCUGGCCCUCCGAAAGGCAACGCGGAGGGCGGCGAAUACGGGAAUACUCUCCAGGCCGCCUCAUUGAUAGGCCAUCAAGAGAUUGUCAAACUGCUCUUAGAUAAAGGAGCAGACGUCAACGCGCAGGGCGGCCGCUACGGCAAUGCUCUCCAGGCCGCCUCGUUUGAAAGCCAUCACGACAUUGUCAAACUGCUCUUGGAUAAAGGAGCGGACGUCAACGCGGAGGGCGACUACUACGGCAAUGCUCUCCAGGCCGCCUCGUCGGAAGGCCGUCAAAAGAUUGUCAAACUGCUCUUGGAUAAAGGAGCGGACGUCCACGCGCAGGGCGGCGAAUUUAGCAACGCUCUUUAG
Molecule: messenger RNA, 366 nt
Organism: Penicillium subrubescens
Lineage: Eukaryota; Fungi; Ascomycota; Eurotiomycetes; Eurotiales; Aspergillaceae
Product: ankyrin repeat domain-containing protein
Exons: 2
Coding region: 1-366 (121 amino acids)
Molecular function (GO): protein binding
Source: RefSeq, a predicted model, not a curated record